AUUGAAGAAGAAAGGGGGGGCAGGAGAAUGUGUGGCUCUCGUCUCCCACAUCACUCCCACAAAACCCUUAUUACCUCCUCCUCCUUAUUUGGAGAUGUCUCUAUUUCAUCUUUUCUGAUUCACCCAAACAUCCUAAAACCCUCUCUCGACCACAAAAAUGGCCUCCAUUUCUAGGAUUUUGCCAACAGACGGCAGAUUAAGUCAAUGCAGAAUCAACACUUGUUGGGUUCCUGCUACGAGGAGGAGCAGAGCUCAAACUCUUUUGGAUUCUCCCAGGUUGGUUACUGUUCGUAGCUCUGGGAUUAGUUUGAGGAUUCAGAAUAGUAAACCAUUACGUCCUGUCUCUGCUCUUGAAGCAACAACCACCUCCAGGAGUAGUAGUGUUGUGUGUAAGGCUGCUGCAGGUGAUGUACCUGAGAGUACUCCUAAGGAACUUAGUCAGUAUGAGAAGACUAUUGAGCUUUUGACAACCCUUUUUCCACUUUGGGUUAUUUUGGGAACACUUGUUGGCAUCUUCAAGCCGUCUUUAGUUACAUGGUUGGAAACAGAUCUCUUUACUCUAGGUCUUGGAUUUCUUAUGCUCUCCAUGGGAUUAACUCUUACGUUUGAAGAUUUCAGAAGAUGUUUACGUAAUCCAUGGACGGUGGGUGUUGGUUUUCUUGCUCAAUACUUGAUCAAGCCAGUUCUAGGUUUUCUCAUUGCAAUGACUCUUAAGCUUUCAGCACNAACUUACGGAUUCAUGUUUCUAUAUCAGGGACUUGCUAUUAGUACUUUUCAAGUAGUGUUGGUGCCUACUAUAGUUGGAGUUCUGGCCAACGAGUUCUUUCCUAAAUUUACAUCAAAGAUCAUAACAGUGACGCCUCUAAUUGGAGUCAUUCUGACCACCCUUCUCUGCGCCAGCCCUAUUGGACAAGUUUCAGAGGUUUUGAAAACCCAAGGAGCUCAACUUAUACUCCCGGUUGCAGUCCUUCAUGCUGCAGCCUUUGCUAUUGGCUACUGGAUUUCUAAGUUUUCUUUCGGCGAGUCCACUUCGCGCACCAUUUCUAUAGAAUGUGGAAUGCAAAGUUCAGCGCUCGGGUUCUUGCUUGCACAAAAGCAUUUCACAAACCCUCUAGUUGCUGUUCCUUCUGCAGUCAGUGUUGUCUGUAUGGCGCUUGGCGGGAGUGGCCUGGCCGUGUUCUGGAGAAACCAGCCAAUUCCGGCAGAUGACAAGGAUGACUUCAAGGAGUGAGUGAGUGACAUAGGAAAGGCGGUUUGCAUCUCCAAACGAUGUGAUUGUUGUAAUGUUUACUAAUUUGUGUUGAAAAAGUUUUUGUUUUAAGAGACAUAGAGAAACAAGGGCGUGCAUGAGAACUUGUGGUCAAAUUUAUUUUGUUUCUCAAUUAAUGGACACAGAUCUGUUUUUUUGGCACA
Camelina sativa (false flax) is the source of this 1413-nucleotide messenger RNA. The record is from RefSeq and is a predicted model, not a curated record. Lineage: Eukaryota; Viridiplantae; Streptophyta; Magnoliopsida; Brassicales; Brassicaceae.